CAUGAAGAGAAGCCGUUAUUAUUAUCCUGCAUCGUUAUUGACAUUGUCUACCUCUUUGCGUGGAUUAUUCUGUGGCUUAUCCUUACCCUCAAGAGAGAUUGGGAUUUCAAAGUUAUGCAUCCAGUGCACGAAAUUAUCGCACUCCAGAAUGGACCACAGACAAUGACAACUGUACCAGCACAUAUUAUGGAAAAGAAACCAUCGGAGCUGAAAAAUGCUCUGAUAUUGUUGCACGGUGACCAGAUCCAUGUUAUUAUAUCGGAGCUGCUCUGCGCCGACUGCAUUCGUUUUUGUGCCAGCUCUCUUCCUGACACCGAUCUUGAUGUGCCAGCCAGCCCGUUCCCUAUGUCUCUUCCCUUUAGCGACCAACUUGAUAAACUGCACUGA
Molecule: messenger RNA, 387 nt
Organism: Gongylonema pulchrum
Lineage: Eukaryota; Metazoa; Nematoda; Chromadorea; Rhabditida; Gongylonematidae
Source: the annotation of a GenBank genome assembly